This is a messenger RNA of Homarus americanus (American lobster), 5087 nucleotides long. RefSeq names its product protein regulator of cytokinesis 1-like. The coding region runs from base 146 to 2104 and encodes 652 amino acids. NCBI's taxonomy places the organism in Eukaryota, Metazoa, Arthropoda, Malacostraca, Decapoda, Nephropidae. Gene Ontology annotation, biological process: mitotic spindle midzone assembly; microtubule cytoskeleton organization. Gene Ontology annotation, cellular component: mitotic spindle midzone; cytoplasm; spindle. The transcript is spliced from 14 exons. Gene Ontology annotation, molecular function: microtubule binding. The record is from RefSeq and is a predicted model, not a curated record.
UUUCGAUCGCAUGGUGUUCUCCCGACCUUAGUAAAGUGUCAUAAAUGCAAGACAAUGUAAAUAUCGCAAAGACCAACAUAUGUGGCGUUGUCCUAACUCGUCCCUUAUCCCAAAGACAAAAAAGAGACGGCAAUAAGUUACAACAAUGGAGAACAAGAUAAAUGAGGUUGUAGACGAGAUAAGAACCUCCACUAAGCAGCUUCACGAGCUUUGGAAGGAGGUGGGAUUUGAUGAAGAGGCGUGUUCAGAGCGCCAAUCUCGCGUUUUAGAACUUUUCAAGAAUCUUCAGAAGAAUAUAUGGGACGGAGAAAUCUCUCUAAAAAAGAAAAUCCUCACAAGUAUCGAUGAAAAUGGCAAAGAAUUUUACCAUCUGAAUAAGGAGUUAAACACUGCUAUACCUGACCCCGAGGAAAACCUUAGCUUGUUGGAGUUGGAGCGAUACCUCCGUCAUAGUGUUGAAGAAUUACACAGAGAGGUUAAAAGUCGACGUGACAGGCUCAGGGAGUUGCAUGAACGAGAGAGGGAACUUUGUGAACGACUGGUUGAAGAGCCGUCCAACAUAUCCAAGAAACUAUUUCCCUCAAAGGAAGACUUAGAGGAUCUGGAAAGAAGAAUUCGGACGCUUGAGCAAGAAAUGAUAAAUCGGGAGAAGACCUUCCGUCGCCUCAAGUCUGACCUGGUUAAGCUUUUGGACGACCUGGAACUUAAACCUAGUACCCCCUUUGAGUCCACCAUCCUGUCCGAGGUAGAAGACCUAUUCACACUAUCUCACCAGAACUUACAACGAAUGAGACAACUGAACAAAAAUUAUGAAGAAAAGGUAGGAGAUAAUGAGAAGAAGAGUCAACAACUUCAUGAACGAAUAAGACUAUUGAAUGACCGACUUGGCAUUGACCCAAGCGAGCACGCCCACUUCCUCAACACAGUAGAUGGUCACAAGCCUACGACACUCGAGAAGCUUCAGCAAGAAUUGAAACGUUUGGAGGAACUCAAGCGGCAAAAUAUGGCCCGAUUUAUCAACCAAUUACGACGUGAACUUGAAAUGUGUUGGGAAAAAUGCUACACAAGUGAAGAGGAAAGGAAUGAAUUUACUGCAUACUUCACAGAGGAUUAUACAGAUACGGUACUUGAUGCUCAUGACCAGGAAGUUCAGAGGCUUCAAGAUUACUAUAUGGAGAACAAGCACAUCUUCAGCAAAAUAAAGCACAGGAAUGAGUUAUGGAAUAAGUUAGUUGAGCUGGAAGAAAAGGCUAGUGAUCCCAAUAGAUUAUUUGGCAACCGGGGCUGUUCUUUGCUACAAGAAGAAAAAGAGAGGAAGCGUGUGAAGAUUGAAUUACCACGGAUAGAAAAGGAACUGGAAGAUAUUGUUCUUAAUUGGGAGUCCAAGCAUGGUCAACCAUUCCUCUUGGGUAAAAAGACCAUCUCAGAAUACAUCAUGGAUCAGUGGCACAUAUAUCAUGAACAGAAGGAACAGGAAAAGAAAGACAGACAAAAUGCAAGAGUUAGGCAGUUGAAUGCUGAGAGCCGCUUAGGAUCACGACCUCCUUCUGUGAAGAGGCGGUUGGCUCGUAAUGAUACUGCUAGGACAUCAAAACUCAGGCGCAUUGGAGAGGAACAAACAUUAGGACACACAACUUCCUCUACUCCCACAAGAAUGAAGUCAGUCUUACAGGAACAUGAUCAAAAUGCUCUGAAGAAUGUCACAUUGCAAUUAUUCCCCAAAAAAGAGGGAGCAAAUCUCUCCACUGCUGAAGUUUCAUCGUAUUCAACUUUUUCUGAUGGCAUUCAGCGUCGAAGUGAGCGAGAAAAUAUCCGCAGCUCAACAGUACACGGAGUGAAGAAAACUCCGUUGUUGGUGUGUCGCCAGUCUCCUCGCUACCCUCCCCGAGGCCUUCCCAAGACCCCCAAGACUUUACCUCGGGCAGCCACACGCCGUUCCCCUCGCCUUCCUGCUACCCGUUCCUCUCGCCGUUCACCCAGAAAUUCCACUGUCUCACGCUUGGUAACACCACCAGCCUCAACAACUGCUCUCAGGUCACCUCAUGUAAGAUCACAUCGCCUUGGAACUCCAAACAGAUGGAGCAAACUAAGCUUUCUCAUGUGAUAAACUUCACUAUUCAGCCAUUUUAAUAAAUGGACAUAUUUUUGUUUCAAGAGAAAUCUGAUUUUGUGACAUGUAUACAAGAUUAUCAGGGCAUGGUAGGAUUUUUGUACGUAAUAAUCAUAGAAUUGUUGUACAAGUACUGUACAGUAUUUGUAAUAAAUUUUUUUUUAUGAGAUUUAAGUAUGGUGAUUAUUUGGCUCAAGUACAAAAUAUGACUAGCAAUCUCAAAUUAGUCAGCACAGCUAUAUUUAUUAAUUUUACAAAGUUAUAAUUAUUUUGAAACUAAUGUAUGAUUUGUGAUAAAGUAAUAACUGAGGAGCUGUCAAGACUAAUUGAUGGGAGUAAUACUAAACAAUCUUCUCAAACUAUAAGGAUGUCAAAUAUAUCCUUUGUGAAGUUUCUGAUGUCCUUGGAUACAUUCCUUGUUAACUCUUGUAUACUGAAGGUUAUUUUACUUAGUAAGAGCAGCUAUCCCAGCAUCAUAGUUUUUCCACUUUCAUGCUUCUUGGUAUAAUGCAGGGUGGCUCUCCUUUCAUUCACUGUUAUUCAUUCAUUCCUUACAGAAGUAACAUGUGUUCUACUCAGGCAUUACAUUUCCUCAGUGAAGCCUCAAAUAUAUAUCUGGUUCAUUCUUGUCACUUCACAAAGCCCAGCAUCACCCACAAGUAGAAAGUUCAUGCCCAGAAGUAAUGCAGAACUACAAACAAACUAAAUCACUUGUUUUACUUGUAAACACCCUUCACUAACUAGAGGAUUGAAUUAUUGGUUAUUUUUGGAAUUUAUAAACACUACUUUACCUGCAAUUCAUACAUGUCUUCCCCAGGCACAUCUCUUGGCUGUGUUUCUUUGUCUCCUUCAAGAACACUAAUUUUUCUUGAAGUUACCAUUCAUCCUCUUACCAAGCCCUUGUCAACUUUCUUACAUAUGCACUCAAAAUUCAGUGAAAGUUGUAAUUUAACUGGCUACAAGUGAGUUAAUAGCUAAACACAGAGGUUGACACAGCUUUUUACAUAUGUGUUGAGUAAUUUCCCUUGUUUUAAGCUGGGAUGGUGAAAUUAUUUGGUCAUAAUUUCUACCAUAUUGACAUUUUCUACAGAUUCUUUUUGCUCUCCUGUGUACUGUUUAAACAUUCCCUGAUCUAUGUAGUCUCACUUAAGUGCUUCCUUAUAAAUUCCCUUUUGUGCCACCUUUUAUUAUGUCAGUGGGUCAUAUGAAGUUUACAGCUUUACAUUUUUCAUUACUUUGUUCACCAUAUACAGUACUGUAGAUAUUUCAUAACAAGAUGCUCUCAUCAUAUACUGUUGGUUAUAUUUACUCAUUCCAUUGUUACCCAUUAUCUUAAUUUUUCAUCCAGCUCCAGUGUCCUGAGAGCCUGAGCCUGACUAAUGUAUCAACUCCUGGCACAAAUACUGUACUGUAGUGGUGUUUACAUAACUUACAUAUAUAUUGUCUCUCCUUCACGUGAAAACUGUUGUGGCUCCUGGGUUUUUUGGUUUUACUUUCAUUUAAUCCUUGGUUUACUUAUCAGUGAACUAAGUAUAACUCCCUUUUUAAUUGAGGAUUUUAGAUUUUUCACUGUCUUUAUAAAUUUUUAAUCAUGUUAAGUUCUGCUGCCUUUGUGUGAGCCAUUCCACAGGGUGACAUGUUUAUAGGUGUGAGUGGCAGAGAUCACUGGUUCAUGCCAUCUUUCAGUUAAAUGAACAAAAUAUUCCUUUAAUAAGUAAUGUUGUUACUUCAGUCCAGGGAAUGGCCAGUUAAGCAUUUGAUGUGAGCAUCAAUUUACCCAUCUUGGGAAGUGUUUGCUGUGCGAACAUGAUGCUGACAACCAAUUUUUUUAGGUUAGAAUGUCUUUUGAGAAGUAUGUUUACAAUAUAAAGAUUUCAAUGAAAAAUAGGUAACCAAUGCUAUGGUUCUAUUAAGCCAAAUAUAUAUUAAAUGGAAAUACUAUGCAUGUAUAGUGUACAUAGCAAAGACUUGUUACAAAGUGAGUAUUGUAGUGAGGCAAACUUGAAGCAUAAUGAUUAAUCUUCAGGAUUUUUUAAGUGCAUAAUAUAGAAGAUAAGAAUUGAGUGAUAACAUAGAAGGUACUGGUACUUAAACACAAUUUCAAGGCAGGUCUAAUUUGGAAAUGUGUAAAUUAUUUCAUUGUUUGUAUAUUUUUAAGAAUGUCAGGUUCUUUAUUUAUCUGUCGGUGUCUCAAGGCUGUCGUGGUGCAGCUUGUACUGUACGUACAUAAUAAUUACUUUUGGAAAUUCAAAUCUGUGAAGGUAAUGUAAUGUAAAAUCUCCUAAAUGAAUAUUAGUGUAGGUAGUACUUUUUUCCUCAUAAAUUCAUACAUAUUGUUGAACUUCGUCAUACAGUAUUUGACAAUGGAACAUGUAAGACUGUUCUGUGGUCAUUAAUAUUCAUAUUGAGGAUUAUAUGUAUUUUGUACAUAUUAAUAGCUUUAAUUUUUUUUUAUAUAGUAUAUAUAUAUAUAUAUAUAUCUGUAUUCUUUAAUAUCUUUCUCUGUACAAGUAAAUUAAUUAACUACAGAGGAAGGUUUAGUUUACUACCAGCAAAAAAAUAAUAAAUUGCAUUAUCAAUGAGGUUGAAAUUAGGAUUGCAGUAUUCAUGUCAGCAUAACACAGUAAGUUGUUGCCUUGAAUCUUCAGGAAACUAAUGUUUGUUUAACUCAUUUAAUGUCCCUGACCAGGGAUUCUGAACUAAUUUAUUUCUAUAAUAGGACCAUGUUUAUUUUGUACAGUUAGUAAUAAUAUUUUUGUUAUUUUAUGGAAGGCCUCAUUUUAGUGUGAAAUGUGUAAUAAUAAUGCUGCACUCAUAUAAUUCAUGUAACUCGCAGUAUUUUUGAUAAGGUUCCUGAUUAUGGUAUAUGUACCCAAAAUAUCUUUCUGUUCCAAACAAGUGAACCUUCACAAAAACUGCCUUGAUGUGUAGAACAAACUACUAUCGCUUUUGCAAUAAAAUAAUAGUAAUAACUAUU